AACCAACCCCUCAUUUCUUUACAGAGUUCUGAUAGUGCAGUUUUUACUGCCGGUGAUCCUCUGCAUUCCCACUCCCUCCCUUCCUUCUGUACUUUUUGUUACAAAGUGACUAUCACUCCCUCUUUGCACAUCAGUGGUGACCAUUAAAACCCAACUCUCUCUCUCUCUCUCUCUCUCUCUCUCUCUCACCGUUGGAAGUUCCGCAGGCAGAUUGGCAGAAGCAGGGGUACACUAGAAGCCAAACUAACAGAAUCUAUCUAACAACACUUUUCUUCUUGCUAGUAGUACUCCUAUUAAGCAUUUUCGAAACCCAUCUCACCAUCAUGAUGAUCUCUGCUCUUGUGCUUCUGCUCUUCUACUUGAUGAUGAUGCUCAUCAUUUCCCCUUCCAUUUAUGGACUACUGCUGCUACAACCAGGUUCACCAAACAAGCACUUGGAUUCAGCCAAUACAACCUCAACAUCAACCCUGAAAUCAGAAGAAGCUACUUUGAUUCACAGAAAGCUCUUGGUUCAUGGGAGAUGCACCAACAGGGACAUAAGCAUAUCCCAAAGCAGAGACUCCAGCACAUCUGGGAUUCCAAAAUACAUAGUUGAGAUUGUCAACACUUGUGUUUCUGGCUGUGCUCCUUCCAACAUACACCUCCACUGUGGGUGGUUUGCCUCUGCCAGGAUAGUGAAUCCAAGAGUUUUCAAGAGACUGGGAUAUGAUGAUUGCCUUGUCAAAGCAGGGAGACCAUUGAACACCAGCCAGAUUAUUAGAUUCACUUAUUCCAAUUCUUUCAUGUACCCACUUGGUUUCAAGUAUGCCAAGUUUUGCUGAACAACUCCAAACCGAUUCCUGCGUUUAUAGGCCAUGAAGUCUCGUUCGAAGCUUUAGUAAAAUUGGAUUACUAAUUUUUGGUAUCAUUCUCGUUUUGUGUUUUUCCGGUUUCAGAAAACCCGAAAAAUGUGUUUAGUGAAAUGUUUCCGUUACUGUUUCUUGCCAAUAGUAGCGGACCUAUCCAGUGGAAUAGCCAAAAAUUUGCAUCGGUGGGGCCACUAUGAAACAAGAGCUCUGACAAUAGCCAAGCUCCUACAAUGAGCCACCCACCCACGAGUUGAUGAUUGUUGGUGAUGCGAUCAGUGGCUUGUAUAUUU
Rhododendron vialii is the source of this 1138-nucleotide messenger RNA. RefSeq names its product protein TAPETUM DETERMINANT 1-like. Gene Ontology annotation, biological process: cell fate determination. The transcript is spliced from 3 exons. The record is from RefSeq and is a predicted model, not a curated record. The coding region runs from base 324 to 821 and encodes 165 amino acids. NCBI's taxonomy places the organism in Eukaryota, Viridiplantae, Streptophyta, Magnoliopsida, Ericales, Ericaceae.